AUGGAUGAGUUCACCAAGAGUGUACUUGGUGAUGUCACCCAAGACAACAACAACAAUGACAACAAUGAGAUACAAAUCAAUGAUCAUGAGCUGUUGUCAAUGAUCAGUCGCCAUGCCAAACACACGAGGAUGGUACCGUACGGUCGUGAGCCACCAGCAAGUCAAGUAAACGUUGAUUUUGACCAGCUGAGUCGCGUCAAGAAGCUGAUCGAAUCAAGCUUUAUCCUCAUCAAUGAAGAUUCAGGACAUGAUUAUGAUGGCCUAUUCAUUGCAAUGGGUUACGAUGGCAUCUCAUCAUUUUCACUGGAGACACUCGAAUGGACACCAAUCGUGGACACAGUCGAGAAGCUACCGUACAAUACCUAUCAAUCAUCGGUCGUGGUUCGAGGCACGGACAUCUAUUCAUUUGGAGGAUUGGAUGAUCCGAACGUGUACACGCGAUACUCAUUGGCCGAGAAGAAGGUGUACCAAUCAGACAUCGUUGGAGCCAACGGAGGGGUCUUUAUCUCUGUGUGCCACGAUGGUGACAGCUACAUCUACCUCACUGGCGGAGUCGACAUUCCCAAGGGCGAAGAUGUUACUCCCAAGAUAUACUUUGUGUGCGUGGAUCGCUUCAACAUCGACACCGCGCAGUUUGAGCAUGUCGAUCAGUUUUUCACUGGUAUGUACUCCUACACGUUCUUCCACAAGGACUUGCUCUACAUUGUCAAUGGAUCGGAGAUAUCAACGUACAAUGUCGAGACCGGAGAGGUCCUCAAGGUCUCUCCCGACGAAGACCCCAACCAAGCCAUCUGUUGUUUCGACGGCAUUGACAGUGUCUACAUCAAGACCAGUCUGCUGCUCACACUAAACUCCAUAUCCACCAAUCGCAGAAUACCAUUGAAGGUGUGUCCAAUACAUGAGGCGCUGGGUGCGUUCGUGAGUGAUGAUACAGGUGGCCUCAUCCACUUUGGUGGCAAAGGCAAGAACUAUCGAUACUCCAUUCAAGAUGACACAUGGACAUUGCUCAAUGAUAAUGACAAUUCCGAGACACGAUUAAUGUAUGUUUGA
This is a messenger RNA of Acytostelium subglobosum LB1, 1050 nucleotides long. RefSeq lists its product as hypothetical. The transcript has a single exon. Lineage: Eukaryota; Evosea; Eumycetozoa; Acytosteliales; Acytosteliaceae. Bases 1 to 1050 code for a protein of 349 amino acids. The record is from RefSeq and is a predicted model, not a curated record. Gene Ontology annotation, molecular function: protein binding.